AUGGAGAAGUCAAAAUCAGUUGGCUUGAUUAUGUACGAUACACGAAUGAUCGUCAAAUGGCUGAAUUCAAAACUGCACCUCGGAUUGACUCCGGACAACAUUUUGAACCCGACAGUCAGUUUCCCAGUUAACCGUCGAAAAACGCUUCUUUAUUUUUCCAGGCUGAGGUUGCAAGAGACGUCUAUUACAACUUUGUUGUUCAAAUUCUAAACGUGCCCGAACAUUCUCUGGGAACUCUUCCCGUCUCCGUCGACUGCGAUCACGACAUUGAAAUGCACCGGAAGAGCAUUCCUCUGAUUAUCCUCUACCAGUGCAUGUAUGUAAAAUAUAUUACUUUGGUCAAUGUAAACGUUCAUUAUUCAGGAAAGCAUUCAUCAUCGACGACUCGGGCAAGAAACUAGAUCUGACAAUGUGUGACUUGGUGGCCCCGGCGAAAGUUCCACAGCGUUUCCGAAAAUUAACAAGUUUUCUCGUCGAUUUCAUGAGGCUCCACGAGAUUGCCGAUCCGCUUUUCAAAGAAGUCAGCGAAGAAUUCAGCGACAGAAAGGUGCAGAUGGAGCAGUUGCAGCAAGAACUGCUUGCAGAAGAGAAACGCAAGAAUGGACUACUUUCACAGCAAAGUCAGAGAAAGAGACGGGAGCACGAGCUGAUCAACGAGCACAAUAUUGUGAAAGGACAGCUGAAUGACAUUGUGGCAGAGUACACGGCGAAUAACGCGAAAAUUGAAGAGAUAGGAAAACAGCACGACGAGGCGCUUCAGCAGAUUGACCGAUUGGAAAGCGAAAUUAUCAGUGGGAAGAAAAUGAUCGAACAUUUGAAUGGAGAGAUUCUCUCGUCUCCGCAGGAGCUGGCAGACGAAAUUGAAAAGAGAAAGAAGCAGAUCGAAGAGUUGAGAGACUGUUUGAAGCAGUCGAAGUUAGUUAAUAUCUGUCAACGGUUUAUUUCAUUGUUAUUUUGCAGAGCGAGCCAGCAGGCGAUGGCCGAAGCCAUUGAUAUCUGCAUCAAUGCUGCGAAGAACGUUCCGGCUAUUGUCGACAAAGUGAAUAUGUGGUCGGCCAUGAAGAAGGAAAUAAUCGAACUGCAAGAUAAUGUGCAUAGCAAUCUCCGCAAACUAACCGACCUGGAAGAAGAGCUCAAAUUCUCGACCGAAAAGCGAAACAAAGUGCACGAACGGAUGAUCGAGCAGGCGGAAAUGCAGAAACAAUUGCGAGAGGAGCAUUUGCAAAGGAACGAAAUGCUCAAAAAGAACAUUGAGGCGAUCACCGAACAGAUAAUAGCGAUGGGAAAACAUCAGCCGAAUGUAUCGAAAGAAAUUGAAAAGAAGGUUGAGAUCGGAGAAUAAGCACUCGAAGUAAAAAAGUAAUUUCAGAAACAAGAGCUACUCGCGCUGAAGAACAUUCACAGUGAAUUAGUGGCGAAGACCAUGCAGGAGUGCCGCGAAUUGAAGACCAAGUACGAGUACCUUUUUGAGCUGUUUGAAGAGACUCAGAAGGUUUCUUUGGAAAAGCGAACGGCUGGAGAACGGGCGAAGAGCCGCGUGAAGAGUGCUCUCGUCGGUCGACUGCCUACGGACUACACUUUCAACACGACGAGCAUCCUGGAAGACGGAGAAAACUUGUCCCCCGUAACGCUCUCCGAACAGAACUUCAAUGUCUUCAAGUAA
Molecule: messenger RNA, 1663 nt
Organism: Caenorhabditis sp. 36 PRJEB53466
Lineage: Eukaryota; Metazoa; Nematoda; Chromadorea; Rhabditida; Rhabditidae
Source: the annotation of a GenBank genome assembly